CUUAGUUUCUAAUAUAAAGUAAGAUAAAAACUAUCUAGUUACUAAGGAAAAAUUCUUUUUGUUUCUAUCCUUUUGUAUUUAAUCAAUUCAAUAAGAUGACUUCAUUUAGUUCAUAUUUUGUUUGUGAUUAUAUAAAACAUUCAAUCAUACAAAAAUCAUUUAUCGAAUCAAUCCUCCUAUCAACGAUUGGAUUCAUUCAUAAUCAAUCAGAUAAUAUCGAAAAAUUAUCGUCUACUGAUUACCUUUUAGAAAGAUAUAUCAAUAUGACUACUACUAAUCUAUCAUCAUCAUCAUCUUAUGUUUAUUCAACAAAUAAUCAAAAUGAUCCAUUGAAUCUAUUCAACAAUAAUGCUCCAUUGAAUACUUUAUUAAUUCCUGUACAAUAUGAUUCAAUGUAUCAUAAUAAUAAUAAUAAUACUAAUAUUCCAUUAUCUGUUAUAAUGAUGAUAUGUCAAACAAUUGAAUUAAUAUGGAAUUAUAUACCACCAUUAAUAUUUUUUAUUGGUACCAUUGGUAAUUUAUUUUCAUUUUUAGUAUUUUAUAAACGUACUACAUUAUAUCCAUCUACACAUAUUUAUUUAUUAUUUUUAGCAAUUGUUGAUGAAGGUGUAUUAUGUAUUGGUUUAUUACGUAGAUGGUUAGAUAAAUUAUUAUUUAUACGUAUAGAAGAUAAACAUUGGUUAUUAUGUAAAUCAAUACAAUUUAUUGGAGUGACAACAAGUUAUAUAUCUGUAUGGAUUAUUGUAUUAAUUACUGUUGAACGUACUAUAGUUGUUAUAUCACCAAUCAAUUCAAUUUGUAUUAAUCGUAUUAAACGUUCAUAUAUAUCAAUUAUUAUUUUAUGUAUUUUAUCAUCAAUAAUAUGUAUACAUUUUUUUAUCACUGUUAACUUAGUAACAACAAAUUCUAGUUACUAUAAUCAAAAUAAUACAAAUUUUCCCUUAGCAACUAAUGAUUAUUAUUUAAAAUUCAAUAUUAAUAAUAAUACUAUACAAUUAUUGAAUAAUAAUUUACAUGAUUUAAAUGAUAAUUUAAUAUGUGAUUUUUAUUUUAUAUUUAAACAAAAUGGUUUUCAAUCUAUAUGGAUAUGGAUUGAUGCUACAUUAUAUAGUUAUUUACCAUUUAUUAUUAUAUUAAUAUCAAAUAUAAUUAUAUUAAUUCAUAUACGUUGGGCUACAAAACAACGUGCUCAUUUAAUUGGUAAAUAUUCAUCGACAAAAUUUUUAUAUCAUCAUUAUACUACUGAUAAUAAUCUUAUUCAUCAUCAUCAUCAUCAAAAUAAUAAAAAAUUACGUAAUUUAUCAAUGAAAAUGAAUCAAAUUGUUCAUUCUAAAAAUCAAUCAUCUUCUUUAUGUUCAUCAUCAUCAUUAUAUAAUAGAAAACAUUUAACAUUACAUUUACAAAUGAUUACACCAUAUAGUCCAAGUACUGAUUCUUUGAAUAGUUGCCAUAGUGAUGAUUUACAUAAUAAUAAUAAUAAUAAUAAUAAUAAUAUUGAUAUAUUUCAUACAACUAAUCAUAGUCUGAUUGAUAGGAACUUAUGUAAAUGUAAACAUCCAAGUGUCAAUAUGCAAUUAAAACCAUACAACGAUAAUCAUCAUCAUCAUCAUCAUCAUCAUGUAAAAGGUAUUACUAAUAAACCAAUUAAUCUAAUUACAAGAUCAUCUCAUUUAUAUUCUAAUGAAAUGCGUCAAUUAACUAUAUUAUUAAUGUUAAUCUCAUGUGUAUUUUUAAUGACAACAGCACCAGUUGUAUUAAUUAAAUUAUUAUUAACAUGGAAACAACAAUUUCUUAUACAUAAUAUGAUACUAUUAGAAUUAUUUGAUAAUAUAGCUGAAGUAUUAAUGUAUAUAAAUCAUGCUAUAAAUUUUUAUUUAUAUUGUGCUGUUGGUUCAAGAUUUCGUAAAGAAUUAAAAAAAAUAUUUGAUUGUGAAUUAAAAAAAAGAAAAUAUUAA
Messenger RNA from Schistosoma mattheei, 1955 nucleotides. Lineage: Eukaryota; Metazoa; Platyhelminthes; Trematoda; Strigeidida; Schistosomatidae. The record is from the annotation of a GenBank genome assembly.